Molecule: messenger RNA, 282 nt
Organism: Cladophialophora immunda
Lineage: Eukaryota; Fungi; Ascomycota; Eurotiomycetes; Chaetothyriales; Herpotrichiellaceae
Exons: 3
Coding region: 1-282 (93 amino acids)
Source: RefSeq, a predicted model, not a curated record
AUGCAGGAAUCCGGGACAAAUGAGGUACCCGUGUACACCAUCAUUCAAGCAGACGGGCUGUAUCCUGACGACACUGUUGAACAAGAAAUUUUCACGUCCGCUUCCAAGUACCCAUAUCAAGUCCGAUACGUCCAAACAGAUCUGUAUCCGACCGGGGCUCCCACCCCAAAACCAUGGUCUGAUAUACCGCAAAGUCUGAGAGAUCGGGUCGACGGCGUCAUGGUGUUGAAAAUGCGCUUUACGGCGGAGGAUUUGGAAUUGUUCCCCAGACUGAAGGUGUAA